Nematostella vectensis (starlet sea anemone) is the source of this 3489-nucleotide messenger RNA. Its product is annotated as mitochondrial ornithine transporter 1. NCBI's taxonomy places the organism in Eukaryota, Metazoa, Cnidaria, Anthozoa, Actiniaria, Edwardsiidae. The record is from RefSeq and is a predicted model, not a curated record. The transcript has 5 exons. Gene Ontology annotation, biological process: mitochondrial L-ornithine transmembrane transport. The coding region runs from base 235 to 1140 and encodes 301 amino acids. Gene Ontology annotation, molecular function: L-ornithine transmembrane transporter activity.
CGUGCAGCGGUCAUUCUUAGUGUACUAAAAGUUUAUUUUUGACCUGCUACAAAAACCUCGUGGCUUUUUCUAUUUUGUGUUUAGGGCCACAUUCCAGUCUUUGAUUGAUCUCUUAGGCAGUACAAAGAGAAAAUGGGAGGUAUAAAAUGAUUUUCUGCGUUUACUCGAGUGCAUAGCGGAAGUUCCAAUAUCGAUUUUUUACCUUCGUCAACUCACUGCACUAUUCGUACAAAAAUGGACUUGGAAAAUGCGAAGCGAAUGGCAACGGACUUCACCGCUGGUGCGAUGGGUGGAACUGCCUGUGUGUUUGCCGGUCAGCCAUUUGAUACGAUCAAGGUUAAAAUGCAGACAUUUCCGUCGAUGUCUAAAAAUGCCUUGGAUUGCGGUAUAAAAACUUUCAAGCAGGAAGGAUUCAAGGGGCUCUACGCCGGCACCAUACCCUCUCUAGCAGCUAAUAUCGCAGAGAAUUCCUUCCUCUUUUUAUUCUAUGGACAAUGUUUGUCGUUGAUUAAGACAUUGACUGGAAAGAAGCACGAAUCAGAGCUGACAAUAUUUCACAAUGCUUGUGCAGGGAGUGGCGCUGCAUUUUUCAUGUCGUUCGUGCUCUGUCCUGCCGAACUUAUCAAAUGCCGAUUACAGGCACAACACCAGACGAACUUGAUCUCUGGAAUGGCUGGACCAAAAAGUGGUGUUAUAGAUGUGACAAUGCAAAUCAUCCGUAAUGAUGGCUUCCAAGGUCUCUUCCGUGGUAUGACUGCCACCUGGGCUAGAGAAGUACCAGGCUAUUUCUUUUUCUUUGGUGGUUAUGAGUUCAGCCGAUACAUGCUGACACCAUCUGGGGGGGAUGUCAGGGAUGUAGUUAAGAGCCCAUUAAAGAUGAUUCUUUGUGGGGGCUUUGCUGGGACAUGCCUCUGGACAGCGAUAUUUCCUGCAGAUGUGGUCAAAUCAAGGAUACAGAUAUUAUCAUCAGGAAAAGGAAAAGCCCCAGGAUUCUUAGAGACUCUUAUUCUCAUUUUUAGAACUGAAGGCUUUCGAGUGUUGUAUAGGGGGCUUGGACCAUCCAUUAUCAGAUGUUUCCCAGCAAAUGGUGCUUUAUUUAUGGCCUAUGAAGGGACCCAGUCAUUACUGAAGAAUGUGUGACACCCUUGCAAGUGCAAGUCCUCUGGUCACCCUGUGGAAUUGAUCAGCCCAUAGAACCAAAUGUAAUUGUGUCAAUGUCAGAGCACAGCGCACCACCACACUGGGCCACAAUAGUAACUAUCACGGUACAACUUCCCCUCAAAGGAUUUUUAGAGUAUUAUCUUGAAAUUUGUUCAUCAGACACUUUAUUGGAAAUAAUGAUUUAUAUCAUUUGUGGAGGAUGGUAUUGUGGGACUUAUUACUGUGCCUUUAUCCGCUAUCAACAAGGCAAUGAUGAGCUACAGUUCCUAUGCUCUACUUACAGUGGAACCUGGAUUUUACAAUAACCUCGAUGGUAGAAAUACAGUGAAAAGUAUAACAAAUUACUCCAAUCUAAUUAUAUUGGAUACAAUGAUGCUUGAUUUUACCAUAAAAAUCUCUUCUUCCAAGCGUAAUUUCAACCUUGAUACAACUAUAUUACUGAUUUUGUCUAUCAACAGAUUACAGCUAAUCUUUUUUUUUUUUUACUUUUUUGAUGACAGAUCGUUUUAAAUGCAGUUUUACAGAGUAAUUGUACAGUCUUGCACAGAUUACAGUUACAAUAUUUUUAUUUUAUAAAAGCUGGUUAUCAAACCGACCUCGCUACAACAAUAUUUUCAAUGUAUUUUCCUUUAUAUCGUAAAAUCGAGGACCUCAAUUUUACGAUACAUUUUCCUUCUACCAAGGCAUACCAUAAAAUCUAGGUUCCACUGUUCUUCGGAAGACAAAUUAUUCUAAAAAUCGUCAUGAAACCAAUAGGCCACAUCAAUAGGCCAUUCCAAAAUAGAAACCUACCUGAACUACCGUCAUGCAGCGCAUGCUUCGUUUGGUGCAAGCUUAACAAUGUGCACACUGUAUUCUUGUAGUUGAGUUAGGUUUCUAUUGUAAUCAGGGGUGGAGCAGGGGGUGGCCUAGGGCCUCCCCCCCUUUAAGCAGCUAAAACUACAGUAAAUGUAUGAGACAUUAUUUAAAAUACAGGAGAAAAUGCCUUGAAAAACCCUUUUGGGACCCCUCCUGUUUGAAAUCCUGGCUACGCCCCUGGUAAUGUGCGCACAAGAUUACCAUAUUUACUCAUGCAUAAUAUGCACUUAUGUAUAAUACACACCCUGAUUUUUUAGGUCAUUUUCAAAAAAAUAAUAAUAGAAAAGUAACUAUAUUUGACAAAAAACCCUAGAUGAGAAGUAUGUUGAAAUAUAAACAUUAGUUCGCCUCGAAGACAUUGAAAACAAGUAAACUUUUUCAUGCCCGAGUCCUUUAUGGCGCACUCUCCAGACUUUUUCUUUAAUUUAGAUUUGGUAUGUCAAAACAACCCCUCACAGAGUUUAAAAACUUGACUAACUUGUUUGCGGAGGGUUGAAAUACUCAAGAGCUUUCUCUUGUUUUAAUUAUUAUGCAAAUUUUUUUACCUCUAAAACAAUAAUUUUCAUGUAUAAUAUGCUCCCCGAUUUUGCAGGUCAUUUUCACAUGAAAAAAGUGUGUAUUAUACAUGAGUAAAUACGGUAAAGCUGGAAUGGCCUAUUGGUGUGUGUAUGGAAGGUAGGCUGUUUUUCAAAAUGAAAUCAUCAUCAUGUUUUGUUUUUUUUUUUUAUCAGGAGGCAUUCUGUUUUCUAAUGUUAUUAUAUAAACCAAAUGGUUGCAACCCAAUAAGGUUAGCUAAUUUAACUUACACUGAUAACUCUGUUAUUUAAGCAAUUAUUUGAAUUUUCAUUUAAAGUUAGAAAGGAAAGUAGGUUCUAUAGAUAAAGCAACCUUAUGAUUUUAUUAUUCUCGAAAAAGAAAAGAGCUUGAAAAAUUCAUUUAUAAUAUUUAUAAUGUGUUUUGUUAUUGCUUAUCUAUCAGCAGAGAUGAAUGUAGUGGUCUGAUUAAAGCAAACUUAGUAUGAGACAUAAGGUUUCCUUUACUACACAGGUUUUAUUUAAAUAUGUUUUUAUAUAAACUAUAAACUGUUUUGUGUAAGCUAGCUAGGAUAGGAUGUUUAUAAUAUCAUUUGUACAUAAUUUCAAAUAUAUGGUCAAUUGUAUAACCUAUAGGUUAAAUGUAUUUUUAGUAUACUUAUCAUUUUUUGUUGUUGUUACAUUAGAGUGAUAUAUUAAUAAUUUAUACCUGAAUCCAGUUAUGUAAUAAUUAUUUAUCGCAAAUGGCAAUUGCCAAACGGCAGGGCUACUAUCCAAACUUACCACUAAAGGCAGGAAAAUGGGAAUAACUUGUGGGAUUAGUUUACAUGCUUUUUUACUCUCAGGGGUAAUUAUACCUACUAGCCACCAUUGGUUGUACAACUACCAUUUGCCAGUUGCACCAACAAUAUUGAUUAAAAUAGGAAAGUAGACCGCA